Molecule: messenger RNA, 1569 nt
Organism: Ctenocephalides felis (cat flea)
Lineage: Eukaryota; Metazoa; Arthropoda; Insecta; Siphonaptera; Pulicidae
Product: DNA ligase 1-like
Exons: 5
Coding region: 1-1569 (522 amino acids)
Source: RefSeq, a predicted model, not a curated record
AUGUCGACUUUUGUAAUAACCUAUGCACUCAUUCUACUCUUGUUGCCAUAUGGCAACACUCAUCCGGAUCCCCGGAAAACUUCAAAAUCAAAAUUGAGACAAACAAGUGUCGAAGUACCGGAAAACAUAGUCAUACCCGGAGUUAUCGUUGGAGGUGAUACCAAGUAUGGUUCGAUGAAAGAAAAGCCCCAUUUCGGUAAAGCCGUGAGUCCUUCUGACGUCAUGGAUCAGAUUAUUAAUAUUUUGGAAACCAAAAGUGGGACGACCGAAAGUGUCGUCACUAUAUCGCCGACGACUAAAGUCUACACUCCGGUUGCGGUCAAGAACAAAGAUCCGAAGGUAGUCCUGGAGCAUUUGGAGGACAUCAUAUCGGCUUUGAAGCAUCUGUCGAAGGAGGCGAAGAAGAACGAGGAAAGUGACAAAGGGGAUGAGGACAAGAAAGAGAGGGAAGAGGACAAGAAGGAUGAGGACAAGAAAGAGAAGGAAGAGGAUAAGCAGGAGCGGGAUGAGAAAAAGAAAGAGAAGGAAGAGGAUAAGAAGGAGCGGGAUGAGGACAAGAAAGAGAAGGAAGAUAACAAGAAAAAUGACGAAGAUUAUAAGAAAAUUGAUAUAUCGACACAGAAAUAUGAGAAGGAAGAGGACAAGAAAGAUAAGACAGAGGACAAGAAAGAGAAGGAAGAAGACAAGAAAUAUAAUCAAAAGGACAAGAAAGAGAAGGAAGAGGACAAGAUAGAAAAUCAAGAGGACAAGAAAGAGAGGGAAGAGUACAAAACAUAUAAUCAAAAGGAUAAGAAAGAGAAGGAAGAGGACAAGAUAGAAAAUCAAAAAGACAAGAAGGAGAAGGAAGAGGACAAGAAAGAGAAAGAAGAGGACAAGAAAGAUAAGGAAGAGGACAAGAUAGAAAAUCAAAAAGACAAGAAAUAUAAGAAAGAGCACAAGAAAGAACGAGAGGAGAAAAAGAGGGAUGAAGAAGAUUAUAAGAAGGUUGAUGUAUCGAGGCAAAAAUAUGAGGAUUCCAACGACGAAUCAUACCACAAAGCCGAAGACGAAGACCGCCAAUCGCGCCUUUUGAACCUCCUCAAAACCUACAUAAAACGAGCAUCAUCAUCAUACCCUACAACCCUUACCACAACCCCUAUGACACCCACAAGACAUACCCACACACCGGCUCCUUAUUACGGAACCCAGUACCCUAAUAUCAAAAUCAACCAAGAGAUACGGAUUUCAACUGUAUCACCGCCGAGAAGAUGCAAUGAACACCACCAUACCAGGAAAUGUACUACUACCACUACCACCUGUAUGAUGUCUGAUGAGAAUUUGAACCAGACUACGAGCAAUAGGGUACCGAAUGUCAUCAAAAUGUUGGAAACUAGCAAACAUCUUAUACCCGAUGAGGAGGAAUUGCUAAGGGCGAUUGUGCCGCUGUUUGUACUUCAGCAGGCGAAUACUAAGAAGUUACCGGAGAGCGAAAAUUGCAGUUGCCAGAUCACACCGGUCAAUGUAACAGUUUCUACAGUGGAAAAUAUAACUCUUGUCGUUGAUGAAACGGACACGACUUCUGGUAAGUAA